Molecule: messenger RNA, 1269 nt
Organism: Mucor velutinosus
Lineage: Eukaryota; Fungi; Mucoromycota; Mucoromycetes; Mucorales; Mucoraceae
Product: N-acetyl-glucosamine-6-phosphate deacetylase
Exons: 4
Coding region: 1-1269 (422 amino acids)
Cellular component (GO): COP9 signalosome
Source: RefSeq, a predicted model, not a curated record
AUGGAGGAAACACGCGUAGACGUACCAGAAGGAUUCGACUUUGAAACAUAUAUCAACAAUUACGAAGGCUAUUCCCGUAUCAGUAGAAGCUUGUACAUUGCUAAGCACUGUCAAGGUCUGGCCAUUGAAGCCUACAAGACAGCCAUUCAAGACAUUCAACAAAACACACGCAACACAGCUAAAUACACACAUGCAGUCGAGUGUCUGAAUGAAGUGUUACGCAGCACAGGACAGCCUACAAUGCCCAUUGACCAAGAUUGGGUCAAUCAAGUGCAACGAGAGAACAAAUCACUAGCAGAUAGUUUGGAGAAUGAAUUGAAAGUGGCCAAAGCAAAUCUCGCCAAGGAGGAUAUUCGCAUGUGCCAUAUCAAAUUGGGCGACUAUUUUUACAACAAGGGCGACCUUCCAUCUGCCAUGAAGAACUAUGUGCGUACAAGAGAUUACUGCAUGACAAGUCAAAAUGUGUUGGACAUGUGCUUUCAUACAAUCAAGGUCUACUUAGAUGACUGCAACUACUCUCAUGUCGUCCAAACAUACAUCUCUCGAGCAGAAUCCACACCCAAUAUACCUGAUAAAAUCAACACCAUGAGCAAACUCAAAUGCUGCCAAGCUUUAUCCUUAUUAGGCAGAUCAGAAUAUCCCAACCGCUAUCGCUCAGUUGCGUCUGCGCUCUUGGAGGUCUCAUUUGAUUCUGUCAGCUCCUUCAACGACAUCAUGUCUGCCAACGAUGUCGCCAUUUACGGUGGAUUAUGCGCUCUGAUCUUUUUCGACCGACGUCAAUUACAAACACAAGUGCUCAACAAUACCAAUUUCAAAAACUUCUUGGUUUUGGAACCCACCUUGUUGGAACUAAUCGAGUGCUUUUAUAAAUCGAAAUAUGCCACAUGCUUUGAGUUGUUGGAAAAGUACAGACACACGCUGAAAUUGGACAUGUAUCUGGAGCCCCAUUUGGACAACCUGUUGCGUCUUGUGCGUGAAAAAGCCAUGGUUCAGUACUGUAUACCUUACUCCAUCAUCGAUAUGAACAGGAUGGCACAGGCGUUUAAUAUCAGUGUGGAGGUAUUGGAGGAUGAUUUAAUCACUUUGAUCAGAAAGAACAAGAUCUCUGCCCGCAUUGAUAGUCAUAAAAAGAUUCUCUGUACCAAAAAGCAAGAAAAGCGCAGUGAAGCCAUUGAACGUUCUCUGUUGGCAGGUGAUGACUUUGAGAAAUCAUCCAGAGCUCUUUUAUUAAGGCUAAACUUGAUGAAAAGUCAGUUGAUUGUCAAAUAA